GGGUAGUGUCUUCAGUGAAAGAGACUGACCAGUUUGUACUAGCAGUGAGGCUCCCUCCCUAAGUGCUGAAAUUGCUGAGAGCUGCCUGUGUUAAGUUGCUGGGACCUCAAGGCAUCGCAGAAGUUGCAGUAGAGAGGCCAGUGGUGGAGUGAACAAUGACAACGCAGCGGCAGAGUAGACAAAAAUGCAGGGCACAGCAGUGGCAGGCAGCGAUGCAGAAUGAAUGGUGUGGUGGCAGCAGCUGAGGCUUCCUGCUGGGUCUCCAGAUUCCUUGGGCGCGGUGUGAGCAGUGGGGAGGAUGGGUCACCAGCAGCUCUACUGGAGCCACCCCAGGAAGUUUGGAAAGGGCUCCUGCUCGUGCCGCGUGUGCUCGAACCACCAUGGCCCGAUCUGCAAGUACGCGCUGAACACGUGCCGGCAGUGCUUCCACCAGUACACCAAGGACAUCGGCUUUGUCAAGUGGGACUAAACACUUCUCAAGAAGAUGAGAUGUCACAAGGAGACUACUAGACAUAAUUCUCUGCCUAAUUUGGAUAACUGGGCGCGCUAAAUUUACCAAGUCUUUGCCACGCUAUUUUGUGUAUAAAAUAAAAUAGCCUAACAGUC
This is a messenger RNA of Dermochelys coriacea (leatherback sea turtle), 606 nucleotides long. RefSeq names its product 40S ribosomal protein S29-like. The transcript is spliced from 2 exons. The coding region runs from base 299 to 469 and encodes 56 amino acids. Gene Ontology annotation, biological process: translation. The record is from RefSeq and is a predicted model, not a curated record. Lineage: Eukaryota; Metazoa; Chordata; Testudines; Dermochelyidae. Gene Ontology annotation, cellular component: ribosome; cytosolic small ribosomal subunit. Gene Ontology annotation, molecular function: zinc ion binding; structural constituent of ribosome.